Messenger RNA from Hirundo rustica (Barn swallow), 696 nucleotides. RefSeq names its product fibrinogen-like protein 1-like protein. The record is from RefSeq and is a predicted model, not a curated record. The transcript has 3 exons. NCBI's taxonomy places the organism in Eukaryota, Metazoa, Chordata, Aves, Passeriformes, Hirundinidae. The coding region runs from base 1 to 696 and encodes 231 amino acids.
AUGGAUGAAGCUGGAGGGAUCAUCCAGUGGAACCAGGCAGCUGACCCUCAGCAGGCACCGGGCCACAGUUGGCCCAGGGACUGCAGUGAGCUUCCUGCUAGCAGCCCCAGUGGCAUCUACAUCAUCCAGCCCACAGGACAGCACACCAUUGUGGUGUACUGUGAGAUGAACAGGGAGGAUGGAGGCUGGACUGUCAUCCAGAGGAACCACAGAGAUACAUCAGUCAGCUGGGACGAGUCCUGGAGCACCUACAAGCAUGGCUUUGGGAAUGUACACUCUGAGUUCUGGCUGGGCACCGAGUACAUCCACCAGAUCACCAGGCAGAAGGUCUACCAGGUCAGGUUUGUCAUCUGGGAUGCUUCAAAUAACAUGAAGUUUGCAGACUACAACCUGUUCAGCCUGGGUGAUGAGUCCCAGGGCUACCAGCUGAGGCUGGGAGCACACUCGGGCACAGCAGGGGAUGCCAUGGCCUCCAAGGGCACGACCACUAUGCAUGACAACAUGAAGUUCUCUGCUAAAGAUCGGGAUCAGGACACUUCUAGUGGGAACUGUGCCACCAGCUCCGGGGGUGGGUGGUGGUACUCGGCAUGUUACUCUGUGCGUCUGAACUUCAGAGGGGGCAUGACAUGGGGCAGCCUGUGCCAGGGGAACUGCAGAGCCUCGGCCAUCCUCAUCAAACCCGUCACUUACUGCUAG